CUUCAGAAUCACUUCGUGAUUUCCAACACCGACUGUGGUAUUAGUAUUAUUCUCCGAAGAAUUAGGGGCUUGGAUUCUGUCGAAUGCCUAGUGAAUUGAAGUAACUGAUCGAAAAUCUCAGCGGAUCAGUAAACGAAGUGGCAUUAAAUGAGGCUCUUACAUUUGGCAUUCAUCGUUGCUUUAGCAUCUGGAGUUGCAGCUAUUCUCAUCUAUAUCACCGGCGUUUCUAACCUAAACGGAACACUCAACAUUUCGGAUGAAGAAAUGGAAGCGUUGCAGUCGUUGCAAAGUGGAUUUCAAAAGUGUGUGAGGGCCAAUGGAUUAGGACUGCAGGCUAUCAAUGGCAGAGACUACUGCAAAGUUACACUACAGUUCCCUAGUGAUACCAUCCCCAAAUGGAAAGACCCCAAAACUGGGAAUGUAGAGGGCUUAUCUUUCGAGUUCAAUCUGUGUGAAGCAGUUGCCACAUGGGAGCAGGUACGAAACAGUACAACCAUUCUCACCAAGGAAUUCAUUGAUGCUUUACCUAAUGGAUGGAAAGAUUAUGCAUGGCGGAGGAUUAAUAAAGGAAUACUCCUUAACAACUGUGCAAAUAAAACUCUAUGCAUGGAGAAACUUUCUUUGGUAUUACCUGAAACACCACCAUAUGUCCCACACCAGUUUAAACGCUGUGCAGUUAUUGGUAACUCAGGAGAUCUGUUAAAAACAAAGUUUGGUAAAGAGAUUGAUGAUUAUGAUGCUGUUCUAAGGGAAAAUGGUGCACCAAUCCAGAAUUACACAGAACAUGUGGGUCAUAAAAGUACAUUUCGCCUACUCAACCGAGGUUCUGCUAAAGCUCUGGAUAAAGUUGCUGAGUUAUAUGAUGCUGGAAAAGAGGUGCUGCUUGUCAAAACUACAAUCCAUGACAUCAUGAACAAAAUGAUUCGGGAAGUUCCAAUUCUCAAUCGCGUAUAUCUCAUGUUAGGUGCAUCAUUUGGUUCAGCAGCAAAGGGAACUGGGCUCAAGGCUCUUGAGUUUGCUCUUUCAGUAUGUGAUACAGUUGACAUGUAUGGAUUUACAGUGGAUCCCGGCUAUAAAGAAUGGACAAGAUAUUUCUCAGAGUCUCGACAAGGUCAUACCCCGUUGCAGGGUAGGGCUUACUACCAGAUGAUGGAGUGUUUAGGACUUAUCAAGAUUCAUUCUCCUAUGCGGGCUGAUCCAAACCGUGUUGUGAAAUGGGUACCCAGCCAGAGUACUAUCACUGCUGCCAGACGUGCAUCAGAGAAAAUGCUGAGGUGGGUUGCAGCAGGGUCAGAUGACCCACUGGCAUCUUGUUCCAUGAUCAAAAAGAAGCUUCAGAAAAGUCAAUAUCCAAGCCUCAGAAAGGCUGCUUUGGAUCAUCAAAAAUAUGUGAAAGAGACGACAAUGUACCCUUUGGAGCAUAGUCCAGGACAUAGUCAACUCUGCACACAUACUAGCAUAGACUUAACCAUAUACUGUUGGCUGGCAUUUCUGAUCACAUCUGGAGGAAGUUUUGGUUUCAUUGCAACACACUUGUAAAAUUAUGUAUUCAUUGCUCUUUCAUUUUGUACACAUCAUUUAUGUUUUUGCUUCUUUAUAGGUUUUACUGUAUUCACUGCUUGGGUGCCAAUUCUGAAGAGGUUCUGGUUCUAAUAUUUGUAAUUGAAAUAGUUGCUAGGAAUCUGAUAUCCUCCGUGUCAACUGGUUAUAUAUAUUUUUAACUUAUUUUUUAACAUUCAAACUAGAUAAAAUCUGGCUUCAACAA
Molecule: messenger RNA, 1765 nt
Organism: Lactuca virosa
Lineage: Eukaryota; Viridiplantae; Streptophyta; Magnoliopsida; Asterales; Asteraceae
Source: the annotation of a GenBank genome assembly